ACUACGACAACAUACACCAGCUUUCUAAUUUCCAUUUUUCCUUCUACUUAAAAUGGCUUCUUUAUCCAUUAAAGCCAAGGCCAUGGUGUUUGUUGUUGUUGUUCUUCUUCAGCUGCUGACGGUGGUGUUCGGGUUCUCUGCGGAGGCCCCAAGCAGCAGUGAGCAGAGGGAAUUUGAUUACUUUGUAUUGGCUCUUCAAUGGCCAGGUAGUUCUUGCAAAAACCCUGGCAAGUGUUGCCCAUCCAACGCCUGCUGCCGUGGAGCUGAGUCCCCCACUGAAUUUACAAUCCAUGGAUUGUGGCCUCAGUAUAAUGAGAAAGGAUGGCCAUCUUGUUGCACUGAUGCAAGCUUUAAUGAAAAUGAGAUUAAUAUCUUGACAGAGGAUAUUCAAAAGUAUUGGCCAACUUACAGAUGUGGUACUACAUCCACAUGCCACCAGACGAAGGGAUCAUUUUGGGCACAUGAGUAUGAGAAGCAUGGGACAUGUGCAGCUCCUGUGAUUGUGGGAGAAUAUGAUUACUUUUUGACAACUAUCACCAUCUUCUCCAAGUAUAAUGUCACGAAAGUUUUGAGUGAUGCUGGAUUUGUAGCUUCCAAUACUGAAAAGUAUCCUAUUGAAGAUGUGGUAGCUGCAAUUAAGAAUGAAUUCAAUAAUGCAACUCCAAAGAUUAGUUGUGCUAAAAAGGGGGCUGUCAAAGAACUUUGGUUAUGCUUUGACAAAAGCUUUGAGCCACGUGACUGCAAUCUACCGAAUUCAUGCCCCGAUUUCAUCAAGUUCCCAACAUAUGAACCUCAGGAGCCUAACAAGGUUGAGGGAGCAAUUCCAUGGAUUGCUGAUGUUGAAGAAAUUAUUUAACCUUUUCAUUUAAACCUAAAAGAGAUGGCUAGCUAGAGGAACCCUUUAAUGAUUAACAUUUUGGCAAUGUCUUUUGGGCAAUGCCUUUGUGAUCUUAAGCUCACCCAAAUUUCUUUGAGUUGAAAAGAUGCAUUAUGCAUGUGGGUUUGCUUUUCCAAAUAAAAAGGCAGUUGAUAAUAAAACAAUAAGUUGAUGAAAUUGGUUGCGUUUUCAAUUUAUUUAUUCUAUCUGCUUCCUUUUAA
Messenger RNA from Cucumis sativus (cucumber), 1098 nucleotides. RefSeq names its product ribonuclease 2. The transcript is spliced from 9 exons. Gene Ontology annotation, molecular function: ribonuclease T2 activity; RNA binding. The coding region runs from base 53 to 856 and encodes 267 amino acids. Gene Ontology annotation, cellular component: extracellular region. NCBI's taxonomy places the organism in Eukaryota, Viridiplantae, Streptophyta, Magnoliopsida, Cucurbitales, Cucurbitaceae. The record is from RefSeq and is a predicted model, not a curated record. Gene Ontology annotation, biological process: RNA catabolic process.